Molecule: messenger RNA, 708 nt
Organism: Bipolaris sorokiniana ND90Pr
Lineage: Eukaryota; Fungi; Ascomycota; Dothideomycetes; Pleosporales; Pleosporaceae
Exons: 3
Biological process (GO): RNA processing
Molecular function (GO): RNA nuclease activity; RNA binding; protein binding
Source: RefSeq, a predicted model, not a curated record
CAUGGUCAUAUCGACGUCGUGCGUCUUUACAUGGAAGCUAGGGUGAAUCCCACCAUUCAGAAAAUCAGAGGCUCCACAGGUUUGCAUAUUGCUGUCGAACGAAUGCAAGAGCCUACACUUAUUCAACUAUCCGGGGAGCACAGUGCAGACGUAAAGGCCACAAAUGAUGACGGAACGACUUUAAUUCAUCUCGCUGCAGCGAAUGAACACGCGCCAGUGCUCGAAUACCUUUUGCAAAACGGAGCGAACGCCGAGACGAUUUACAAGAAUAAAAGAACUCCGCUCAUCGCUGCAGCACGCCACGGAAAGGGUUUCACACACGAUCUGACUAUUAUCACGAGACUAUUGGAAAAUAACGCCAACCCGAAUCUUUACAGUCGAAAAAGGGGUGAAAACCCAGUUCAGAUGGCUAUCCGUAAAGACAUGGGAGACGUCCUCGAGAGCCUAGUGGAAAAGGGUGCUAAUCUUUCCUACCAGGAUAUCAGAGGCCGUGGGGUUCUUUCUUAUGCUAUUGCGCGGAACAGCAUUGAGAUUUUAUUGUGCUUAUGUGGCCAAUCUAUUGAUGUCAAUAAUCAGGACAAUGCCCGCCAAACACCACUUAUAUUUUCAACCAUCGGAGGUAUUCAAGUCGCAGUCUCGAGGCUCAUUGAUUCCAAAGCGUAUCUUUUACUGAAAGACAUUCGUGGAAGAGACGCGUUAUACUGGGCU